Myxocyprinus asiaticus (Chinese sucker) is the source of this 3017-nucleotide messenger RNA. Its product is annotated as ras-related protein Rab-5B-like. The record is from RefSeq and is a predicted model, not a curated record. Lineage: Eukaryota; Metazoa; Chordata; Actinopteri; Cypriniformes; Catostomidae. Gene Ontology annotation, molecular function: GTP binding; GTPase activity. The transcript has 7 exons. The coding region runs from base 568 to 1212 and encodes 214 amino acids.
AAGCAUCUUUUAAACGAGACGGCCUUCCUAGGACAAACGGAAACGGAAUGUAACAUGGUUACUAUGACAGCACGCCACUCUUUAACAAGCGCCAGCACUUCGAGUGAGAAGUGAACAAAGUCCCUUUGGUAGGGAAUGUAUGAGACAUUUCCGUUGAAGCAAAGAAUUAUGGGUUAUGAGUGCCCAGGAAGGAUACAUCUCAUGCAUCCUCCGAAUUCCCGUGAAAGAAGGUCGCAUUGCAAGGCAGCAUUCGAAGUGUCCUACUUGCUCUUCUGAAACGAGACAGCCUCGAUGACGUAUGCGGCCUCCGGAGGACGCAUCCUUCCAAAUGAGACACAGCCCACGCUUUUCCAAGUGGAGGCUGGCGUGACCGCAGUCACACACGUAAAUUGGACCUGGCAGACCACAUUCAGACAGCUGACACACUCAUCACAGAGGCUGACUGCUGUCUUCAGAGCACAAAAAAGUGUCCAGUUCUUGGAAAAACUGAGUCCUCAGUCCACCACUUAAGUUGUUGUUUUCAUAGACUACCAGGCUACCAGGGAGGACGCCCACCCUUCCUCCAUCAUGAGCACACGCGGGACCGGCAGGGCUAAUGGGAGCCUACCGCAGACCAAGAUCUGCCAGUUCAAACUGGUGCUGCUGGGAGACAUGGCCGUCGGCAAGUCCAGCCUGGUACUUCGCUUUGUUAAAGGCCAGUUUGAUGAGUUUCAGGAGACCACCAUUGGAGCUGCAUUCCUAGCCCAGUCUGUUUGUCUGGACGACACUACAGUGAAGUUUGAGAUUUGGGACACAGCGGGACAGGAGCGUUACCACAGCUUGGCUCCCAUGUACUACCGUGGAGCCCAGGCGGCCAUUGUAGUGUUUGACAUCACCAAGCCUGAAACAUUUGAGCGAGCAAAAGCUUGGGUGAAAGAAUUGCAGAGGCAGGCCAGUCCCAACAUUGUCAUUGCCCUAGCAGGGAACAAGGCCGACCUAGCUGACAAGAGACUGGUGGAGUAUGAGGAAGCCCAAACAUAUGCAGAAGACACAGGCUUGCUUUUCAUGGAAACAUCUGCCAAGACUGCAAUGAAUGUAAACGAGUUGUUUCUGGCCAUUGCAAAAAAGAUGCCAAAAACAGACACCCAAAACCCCACGCAUGCUGCUCGACAUCGGGGAGUAAACCUGCAGGACCCAGAUGCACAAUCCACACGAAGCUGCUGUGGGAACUAAAGGCCCGUCAACACUCCAUUACGGGAGACCAUUGACACCUUCUCCUUCCCAAAAUCCCACCCUUUACCCUUUCACCUCCCAAGACGGAUAUGGAAAGAGAGAGAGAAAGAAGUAAGAGAAAGAGGUGAGGAAAAUUCCUCAGUGAUGCCAUGAAGAGAUUUUUCCAGGAAGACUUCUGAUGGUUUGAUGGACGGGGCAGAACGCGAACUGGCGAUGUACUCUAUAUCAUAUCUGGCAGUAAAUGUGGAUUCUUCAUUAUUUGUAAGUCGAGAAUAAUUUCAGUCACUGUUCAUUUUGAUUAUGCAAGAACCAGGGUGUCACUUAAAAAGAUAAAGGAUGGAAAAAGAUAAAGGAUGGAGAAAGAGACAUAUGGAACAAUGAAGAAACUAAAUUAACAGGAGAAUUAUAUAUUAUUACGAGAUGGCCCACAAUGUCCCUUAAAACAACCUGACAUUCCAAAACAGCCCAGAAGUCUUCAAGCAAAAUCUACACCAUGUUCUGAGUAACUGUAUGCUCUGAGCUCUCUAAUUCUGGUCCCAACUGUAACACUGGAGGAAAGUAAGCACCUUAACCCUAAACUAAUCACGCAAGUAUCCUUAUAACACUUCAACUGUGAGCACUUGUGAAAGCCACAGCUACUAAAUUUUUAAACUAUGGAAGGAACACUGAAAAAGUUAUUUGUUCAUUCUGAGCUUGUUUUUUAGCCUCCAGCUUUAUUUAUUACCCGUGUUUUAAUCGGUCUCCCUUUUGUAGCUUGUCAUUCAUCCUAGACCCAAAAAGUAUUGGAGAAGAUUAAUGUUGUCUUCCCUACCCCAUUCCUUUUUCCUGACCACAUUGAUUUUCAGUGUUGAAGUUCACAAAACAACAGCAAGCUCUACGAUGCCUUCUCUACGUUAUUGUCGCUUUGUGUAAACUACUGUUUGAGAAACAAUCAACGAAUCAUUUAUAAUGUUUUGGCGCCAGCGAGAUGGUACUGAUCGAAAACCAUUUCGCUUAAUGCAUAAGAUGAGUAAUCGCAGAAUAUCACAUAUUGAUUUGUCUGGAGGCGGAGGUCAUGCAAUAUCAGGCCAAUGUCUUAGUUUGUAUAUUCAAAAGCAACAUAAAUAUUCAAGCACCCACAAAUCAUUUGCUUAGAACGUGAAUGAGUGACCAUCUGACACUAUAUGAUAGGUUGGAAUGGCACAUAGUGUCAAGGGAAAUCUUGUCCACUUUCCCACAAGUCGCAAAGACCCUGAAAAAGUGGAAGAAAACAGAAGUGCCUACUCAAGUUUUUUCCGUGUUUAGGGCUUGUUCGGUGUCCACGCCUAAAAAGUAGAGUUUUUGAGAUGUUGGGUCAAAGUGUUCAGGCAAUAACCUGUAAGAAUAACUAAUUGAGUAUGUUAAAGUGGAGUCAUUAAUGAUGUUUUGUUUUAAGGAUGCUGUUUGUUGUGUAUAAAAAUGAGUUUUAUUUCAAAUUGAUUUUAGUCAGUAAUUAUGGGUUACCAAUACAUUUAUAUGGAUAUAUAGGGAAUUAAUUAGGUAUCAUAAUAAGGUGUCACACAGCUACAAGUCAUUUGUCAUGUGUCUUCAGGUCCACCUUUUUUUGUGGAAAAGAUCUGAUCUCCUGUUAACACCUCUGUGAAUUGAAAUGUUAAAUAAAUCUGUGCUGUUCUGCUACAAAUGAAACAUGACUAGCCUUGAUCUAAACCUGUAGCCUUGUGUCUUGUCACUGUAAUAAUUAGAGAGUACUCUUAAAGAGAUUCACCAAUUAAAAUUCUCAUCAUUUACUCACCCUAAUGCCAUCCCUGAUGUGUAUGCCUUACUUU